AUGCCGUUUAGUGGAUCCGUAUCAAUGAAUCGGAAUACUCCGAAAGCAAAAAACUCUCCGAAAUGGAGACCCAAGCCGUCCGUCAACAAGACUAAUUUUAUGGAAAAGCCGAAUUUUACUACGCGGACCGGAAAACUAGUCGAUGUGUUGUUUAGGCGCCGUCACUGCAACUCCAGAGACAAUUUAACUCUGCUGUGCACUUACUUCGUAGCUAAUAAAAGGCACAAAAGAUUUCCAAAGGGGUCGAAAUCAUUUGUUGAAAAUGAAACCUCUAGUGAUGACUUCUAUUCAGAUAAAUGCAAAUUGUGUGCUACUAUUGAAAACGAACCAAGCAACAAAUUACAACAAUACGAUAAACCAUCAGCAAAAAUUAAUGCGGUUCUUAAGGAUCUAGGGUUUGUGUGUAAUACUGAUAAAAUGUAUACAUUUUAUCCAUCAGAGAUAUACCAUUAUAAAGAUUCUCAACAACAUAUUAACAGAUAUGGUCAGAAAAGUUUUGUUGCACCAAAACCAAAAAAUUCAAUAGGUAGUUCUGAAGGAUUUAAUCAAAAUGGAAUAUAUCAAAAGCCAAUUCCUUCUAAAAAAUACCCGAAAAAAAAUCAUUACAACAAAAAUGAUAAAAUUGAAAACUAUCAUCAAAAUUCACUAAUUCAAAAGAACAUGUGCUCAAAUCAAUUGAAUUCCCAAAAAAACACCAAUAAUUUCCAUCAACAGUUUUCUAUUAAAUACUGGUCAAUGAGACACUUGUUAUUUGCAAAUUUUGAUUGUGGUAUUCUACUGGACACAGAGAGCUUCUAUUCAGUCUGUCCAGAGGUAUUAAGUUAUCAUAUAGCAAAACGCUGUAAAAAUAACAUAGUGUUGGAUCCGUUUUGUGGAGCUGGUGGUAAUAUUAUACAGUUAGCAAAAACUUGCAAACGAGUUAUAGGGAUUGAUAUUGAUCCAGACAAGAUAAAAUUAGCAAAGCAUAAUGCUGAAAUAUAUGGUGUUGCUCAUAAAAUUGAUUUUGUAGUUGGUGAUUUUUUCUUAAUUUACCCAAAGUUAAAAGCGGAUGUAGUAUUCAUGUCACCACCAUGGGGAGGACCAGGAUAUUCAAUUGAUAAAAGCUAUAGUUUAACAUCUAUGUGUAGUGAUCAUUUUGGGGGAGGUUUUGGCAUUUUUGAUAUUGUUAAAACUAUUGCGCCUAAUAUUGCAUUUCAUAUGCCGAAAACCACAAAUAUAUUAGAAUGUAUGUGGUUGGCAAAAGAUUUUGGUAAAGUGGAAAUUCAGCAGAAUAUUAUUAAUGGAAGGCUGAAUUCAAUCACAGCAUUCUAUGGAGACUUCCACUGA
Molecule: messenger RNA, 1326 nt
Organism: Diuraphis noxia (Russian wheat aphid)
Lineage: Eukaryota; Metazoa; Arthropoda; Insecta; Hemiptera; Aphididae
Product: trimethylguanosine synthase-like
Biological process (GO): 7-methylguanosine cap hypermethylation
Cellular component (GO): nucleus
Molecular function (GO): DNA binding; RNA cap trimethylguanosine synthase activity; N-methyltransferase activity
Source: RefSeq, a predicted model, not a curated record